AUGGAUACCCACUAUUUUAAACCUCCACUCCCCUUAUCACCAAACGCGCGAACGACCUCGGCCACUUUCCCAUUGACCCAUGGAUCACCCUCCGCUCCCCGAUCCGAUGACCAGCCCACCUUGGAUCGAGACCCGUUUGCAGACAACCAGAAUGGACACGACGCGAGCUUAGCCGGCACAGGCCAUCGACGUCACCAGAGCCGUGAUUUCGUGAACUCGUUAGACAACACUCUAUCACACGCCCGACCGCGAACCGUUCCGAAACCGGUGGAGCUUCCGAGCUUCGAUGAAAUCAAAUCCCAGCAUCCCAAUCACCACCAUCGACACAAACACAGCAAGUCGCGCGAACUGCGAUUUCCACGGCCCAUGACCCAUUUUACAUCGUCGGCUAGUGCCCGAGGCUUAUUCCCUUCUUGGUCGGGAGGUCGGGAUAAAGAGCGUGACAGCGACAAUGGGCUGCUCCGACCUCUGACGAGAGAGGCGACGCGGUCUCGAUGGGGAUCGGAUUCGACCGGUCGCCUCAGCUCGGGGAGCAGGAGGGGAAGUCUGCUGGAUGUACCCGAACAACAUGAGCGAUUGGGUCCCAUUCAACGGCAGGAUCUCUCGUCAAUGGAGGAUCUGGAGAAGGUGAAGAAGCGUCGGGAACAGGGCGAAAGACAUAUCCGGUCCGCGCUGUCGGAAAUUGGAACUCUUGCGACCGAACUGACCCGACGUCUGGACUACACCUACUACAAUCUGUUGGAGAAGAUCACGGCGCUCAACUCGACCAUCAGCUCUUUCCAGGAGCUUUCCGACUCGGCGGCGACCCUCUUGAAUGAGUUUGAAAAGGAAACAUCCAGUCUGGACCAAGACAUCCGAAAGCAAAUCAACGAUCUUCAAGGAUUCGAACCACAGAUUCACAAGGCGGAUGCGCUGGCUGAGCGGAUGCAAAAGGGCCGGCGGCGAGCAGAGGAGCUGAACAAGCGGCUUGACGGGGUUAAGUCGGCAAUCGAUCGCUGGGAGCAAAAAGAGGCUGAGUGGCAGACACGCACGAGCCGGCGCUUGCGCAUCUUCUGGGGAAUUGUGACUAGUGCAGCUCUUGUGCUUCUCCUGGCGGUGACCGUUCGGAGAUGGCCAGCUGAGGGUUCAUUACAACAGGCAGGUCCUCCCGCCAUUCCACCCACGGCGGAGGCCGUGAACCAGUCUGCAGCAGGAUUCUCUUCACAGUCCGAUAUGUGGGACCCUCUUCGGGGCGUUGACGAGUCCACUAGCACACCCGAAUCAGCCUGGUAUCCAGCAAGACUUGCAGAGAGACUUCGGCAUCUUGAGCAGACUCAGACAUUGUCAGACGCGUCCUCCACCUCCAGAUCACCGGCUAGUACGGGGGUAUCUCAAACGGGACAUGACCCGUUCAGACUGCUCGAUGAGCUUUGA
This is a messenger RNA of Penicillium oxalicum, 1413 nucleotides long. RefSeq lists its product as uncharacterized. NCBI's taxonomy places the organism in Eukaryota, Fungi, Ascomycota, Eurotiomycetes, Eurotiales, Aspergillaceae. Bases 1 to 1413 code for a protein of 470 amino acids. The transcript is spliced from 2 exons. The record is from RefSeq and is a predicted model, not a curated record.